AUGUGCGCAGCGACAAAAGACAGCGAGACCUGUGGGGAAGGAAUAAAAAAAAGAAUUUCAGUACCGUCGCCCUCUGUGUGCUUUAAGACCAUCGUUAUCUGAAGAGGUCGCUGCCCCGGGACUUCGGCAAAGAAAACCGAGAAUUUGCGAGCGACGAGGUGCGGCGGGGUUUGUUUGAUUGAACCGUGAGGUGCUGAACUCGUUGUUCUGAAGACUGAGGCAACGGGAGGAUUUUUCCGUUGGACGGUGAGGCUGAGCGCACAGCGAGGGAGCCGCCAUGGCAGUCGGAUCAUUGAGCCUCCACAUCGGGAUAUGAAGAGGAACCGCAUGUGUCCAGAAAACACCGCAUUCACCGGGAGCACAGAUCCUCACAGCUUGUUUUCAGAUUUGUGAGAAUAAUUCCACGUUGAAAUAGAAAUCUCAGUCGGUUUUAAUCGGGGAGGGGGCCACAGGGAGAGGCCAGAUUCAUGACUAUUUUAGUCGGAGACGUGUCUUCAAAGGCCCGCUGAGAGAAAACCCUGGAGCACACGGAAGAAAUGAUGCUGUGAUUUUAGGGACAGAAAGAAAAGGGUUCUUUUAGAAGGUGUUGGAGGAUCUUGGACUUCGCUUUCUGUCUAACCCUUUCUCUUUUCAUUUUUUUUUUUUUUUUUUACUGGUAUUCAUUUUUCUGCCAUCCUUUUUUUUUUUUGGAUGAGAAGGUCCGGCGGAUCGAUCUGCCCGUCUGCCGUUCAGUGAGUGAGUCUCCAGUCUCCGAGUCCAGAGAGAACCGAAAGGGGGUUUGGAUCAUGUCGGGUCGGCCCAGGACCACAUCCUUCGCAGAGAGCUGCAAACCAGUGCCGCAGCCCUCUGCAUUUGGCAGCAUGAAAGUCAGCAGGGAUAAAGAUGGCAGCAAGGUAACAACAGUCGUGGCCACUCCAGGCCAAGGCCCCGACCGGCCACAGGAGGUGAGCUACACGGACACCAAGGUCAUCGGCAACGGCUCGUUUGGCGUCGUCUACCAGGCCAAACUGUGCGACUCUGGAGAGCUGGUGGCGAUCAAGAAGGUUCUGCAGGACAAGAGGUUCAAGAACCGCGAGCUGCAGAUCAUGAGGAAGUUGGAUCACUGCAACAUCGUCCGCCUGCGCUACUUCUUCUACUCCAGUGGAGACAAGAAAGAUGAAGUGUAUCUAAAUCUGGUUCUGGAUUAUGUUCCUGAGACCGUCUACAGAGUGGCCAGACACUACAGCCGAGCCAAACAGACUCUGCCCAUGGUUUAUGUCAAGCUGUACAUGUACCAGCUGUUCAGGAGCCUGGCAUACAUCCAUUCGUUUGGGAUCUGUCAUCGGGACAUCAAGCCUCAGAAUCUGCUGCUGGAUCCAGAGACCGCCGUGCUCAAGCUCUGUGACUUUGGCAGUGCUAAGCAGCUGGUCCGAGGAGAGCCCAACGUGUCGUACAUCUGCUCUCGCUACUAUCGAGCUCCUGAGCUCAUCUUCGGUGCGACCGACUACACCUCCAGCAUAGACGUGUGGUCAGCUGGCUGUGUGCUGGCAGAGCUGUUGCUAGGACAACCAAUCUUCCCCGGUGACAGCGGCGUGGAUCAAUUGGUUGAAAUUAUCAAGGUUCUUGGCACCCCGACUCGAGAGCAAAUCAGGGAGAUGAACCCCAACUACACCGAGUUCAAGUUCCCCCAGAUUAAGGCACAUCCUUGGACUAAGGUGAGUCAACAGGUGUUCAGGCCGCGCACGCCUCCGGAGGCCAUCGCUCUGUGUUCCCGCCUCCUGGAGUACACGCCCACGGCCCGCCUCACUCCUCUAGAGGCCUGCGCACACUCCUUCUUCGACGAGCUGCGCGACCCCAACGUCAAACUGCCCAACGGGAGAGAGAAGCCCUCGCUUUUCAAUUUCACCACCCAGGAGUUAUCCAGUAAUCCCUCUCUGGCCUCCAUACUCAUCCCUGCCCACGCCCGCAGUCAGGCCGCAGCCUCCACCCCAACCAACGCAUCUGCCACCACAGAUGGCAGCAGCACAGAACGAGGUCCCAGCACCACCACCGCCUCCGCCUCAGCCUCCAACUCCACCUCUUGAGUCCGCAGACCGCCCACCACACCCGCCCCGGUCUCAGCCCCAGCCCCCAAAGGCCUCUCCAUUGCCCCCGGGCGGGGGGAGGGGGGGGGCUGAGCUCCGCUCCGCUCAGCGCUGCUCUGCCCUGCUCCGCUCCCUGACACAGCAGCGGAGCGAUGCUGAUGCAGUCCGGGUUCAACAGCUAGCCAACAGCCCCACGCCACGACCAUAAACCAAGCCCCCCUCAUCUGUCCCUUUUUACCCCCCCCCCCCCCCCCAUCCCCCCCAUCCGACUGGCUCCUUUUCAUCCAGCUGUUCGAACUCUACUCCAUCUCUCUGCGCCCUCUCGACGGGGAAGUGAAGCGCAGGGCCCGAGGUGUCGUCGACUGUACUCUUGAUUAAAGUACACUGUACAUGUAUACACAAUGCUAGCCUGCUAAUGUUUGUAAGAGGACAAUCUGUAGAAAAAGUCCUAAGCUGCCCCCCCCCCACUCCCCUCCCCCUCAGCCCUCUCUUUUCCUGUCCUCCUCCAUUUUUCUGCAAACUCAUCCUUCGAUCUCAGACCCCCGCGUCCCCCUUCCCCCCCACUCUUCACCUCGCCCCCUUCAGGGGUAUCCUCCUCCUGUAGUGCAUGGCCUGAGUAUGGUUAGGAUCACCCGGGGGGGGGUCUCCCGCCCUCUCAAUUCCACUUCCACAGACAAGGCAUGAGGCUCACGCACGGGUAUACACACACACACACACUCAUAAACACACACACACAUGGAUGCAUGAUGACCCUGAUGUAUGUGGAAAGAAGAAGAAGAAGUAGUCCCACCGACGACGAGGGGGGGUUAGAGGUGGGGUUAAAGUUUUUUUUUUUUUUUUUUUUUUUCUUUGCCUGGGGUUGUUUUUUUAAACGGUUAGCUGCCGUUUUACUCGACCUUAUCUUAAAGUUUAUUUUUUUUUUACUCCCCGGGCAGAUGUUUUUUUUCCUUUCUUGGAUUGCCAUGUUCAUGGAUGUGACAUGUAUCUUGGUCCUGUGUGCUUGUAUAAUAUAUACAUACAAUACAAAACAAACAUGCAUUCAUACACAGUUUAUAUAUUACUUUUCCUUAUGUAUAAAAAGUAUAUAUAUAGAUAUAUGUAUAUUAACUACAAUGGUUCAGAAAUCAUUUAUGGUGAGCUCAUAUCCGGCAGAGCAGUGGCAAUAUUUGCUGCUGCUUAAAGACAAUAGAUUUAUAGAAGGUG
Messenger RNA from Labrus bergylta (ballan wrasse), 3266 nucleotides. RefSeq names its product glycogen synthase kinase 3 beta, genome duplicate a (gene gsk3ba). The record is from RefSeq and is a predicted model, not a curated record. Gene Ontology annotation, biological process: regulation of neuron projection development; regulation of microtubule cytoskeleton organization; extrinsic apoptotic signaling pathway in absence of ligand. NCBI's taxonomy places the organism in Eukaryota, Metazoa, Chordata, Actinopteri, Labriformes, Labridae. Gene Ontology annotation, molecular function: tau-protein kinase activity; beta-catenin binding; ATP binding. Gene Ontology annotation, cellular component: beta-catenin destruction complex; cytosol; cytoplasm.